Molecule: messenger RNA, 4466 nt
Organism: Cygnus olor (mute swan)
Lineage: Eukaryota; Metazoa; Chordata; Aves; Anseriformes; Anatidae
Product: mothers against decapentaplegic homolog 2
Exons: 11
Coding region: 1284-2687 (467 amino acids)
Biological process (GO): SMAD protein signal transduction; cell differentiation; regulation of transcription by RNA polymerase II
Cellular component (GO): heteromeric SMAD protein complex
Molecular function (GO): DNA-binding transcription factor activity, RNA polymerase II-specific; RNA polymerase II cis-regulatory region sequence-specific DNA binding; I-SMAD binding
Source: RefSeq, a predicted model, not a curated record
GGGGUUUCCGUUUUGUUGCGGUGUGAGGGAAUCGGGCAGGGCCUUGUGCCCCGGCCUGGGGUUUUCCUGUCCCCGGCGCUGAGCUGGGCCCGCGGGGAGCCCCUACAGCAGGGCCGUGGCGUGCCGCUGUGGGGGUGGAGCGGGGGGAGGAGCCCGGUGCUGUACUGUGGGCUCCGGGUGGUAAAAGGGGAAAAAAUGGUGUGAGGAGCUCUUGCCAGCUGGGGGCCCGGCUUGUGGCUGGUCUGAGGCUUCUCGGCCGCCCGUCGCAAUGUUUGAUUGCCAAAAGCCCUAUGCGCUUUGCUCACCUUAACGCACCAGCGGGUGGGCUGGAGGAGAAGUUCUCGUUGGGUUUUCCAAACGGGGGUCUGUGGAAGUGCUGCAGCCUGUUGGUGUUGAACGUCGGAUUCCUGUUAUCGUGGUCAGAGACGCGUGAGCUUCUAUCGAUAGCAAGGAGGUGGUAAUGACAGCUUAUUAGAAAGGAGGCUAUGCAUAACUGCAGGUUUGGUUGUUCCCAGGUGUGAUAUUUUUUGCCCGGGGAGCUAUGCUUUCAAACUGCUUCGUGGUGUAAUAUCUAUGGGGCUGGCCUCUGUAGUGAGAGGCUGGUUAGGCUUUGCUCUGUUCUCCAGACUGGGGAAAAAAACCUCCUGUUGUUAAGGCUUUUCCUUUUUUUUUUUUUUUUUAACAGAACAAGGUUGCUGUUCAGACUUUCUUGUGCUUUAUCACAGUGUUGGAGAUUGAGUUGCGUGGUAUAUGAGUACAUCUUUUGCGAUGUUUAUUCAAAGGGAUAGCUUUAAAACUUAAGGGUUUGCAAACUCUUGUGACUUAGAGGGGAAUGAGAAUGUAACUAAAGGGGGGUGGUUGAAGUUGCCAGACUCUCCUCCCCACCCUGCUUCAUUUGCUUAACACUGUUAUGAUAAAAGAUAGUAUUAACUGUAAAUCCCCUUGAAAAAGGGGAAGGGGGAGGCUCUCAGUUGAGGUGGCUUAAAUUUCACUUAAGUGUGUUCUUUGGGUUAUCUUUGUUGGGAUGUUUAAUAGGAUAACUUGGUAGUUGUGUGGUUCAGACUUGGACUACACCAACAGUCAUUAAAAUGAGCAAGAGGGAGGAUUCAGUCCUCUUUACGGAGGAAUCUGGUCAUGUGUAGUAUAAUCUUGGAGAAGAGUUUGUCAGCUUUCCUGAGAUCCUCUUUGACCAUAAUAAUAAAAAAACCCACAAUUGAAAAAACAAGGGAUCAGACAGGAAUCACUAAUUUAUUGCGUGCUGAGUGUUCUGUCUGGUGAAAGUCAUGUCAUCCAUAUUGCCAUUCACUCCACCAGUUGUGAAGAGACUUCUGGGGUGGAAAAAAUCUGCUGGUGGCUCUGGAGGGGCUGGUGGUGGUGAGCAGAAUGGUCAGGAGGAAAAGUGGUGUGAAAAAGCAGUGAAAAGCUUGGUCAAGAAGCUAAAGAAAACAGGACAGCUGGAUGAGCUUGAGAAGGCAAUUACCACUCAGAACUGCAAUACAAAAUGUGUGACGAUACCAAGCACUUGCUCUGAAAUUUGGGGACUGAGUACACCAAACACGAUAGAUCAGUGGGAUACAACAGGCCUUUACAGCUUCUCUGAACAAACCAGAUCUCUCGAUGGCCGACUACAGGUAUCUCAUCGUAAAGGAUUACCACAUGUUAUUUACUGUCGUUUGUGGCGCUGGCCAGAUCUUCACAGUCACCAUGAACUUAAAGCAAUUGAAAACUGCGAAUAUGCUUUUAAUCUUAAAAAGGAUGAAGUAUGUGUAAACCCUUACCACUACCAGAGAGUGGAGACACCAGUCUUGCCUCCUGUACUAGUGCCACGGCACACUGAGAUUCUAACAGAGCUUCCGCCUCUUGAUGACUAUACCCAUUCCAUUCCUGAAAACACUAACUUUCCAGCUGGAAUUGAACCACAGAGCAAUUACAUACCAGAAACCCCACCUCCAGGAUACAUCAGUGAAGAUGGAGAAACAAGUGACCAGCAGUUGAACCAAAGCAUGGAUACAGGAUCUCCAGCAGAGCUGUCUCCUAGUACUCUCUCCCCAGUUAAUCAUAGCCUGGACUUGCAACCAGUUACUUAUUCAGAGCCUGCGUUCUGGUGUUCAAUAGCAUAUUAUGAAUUGAAUCAAAGAGUGGGAGAAACCUUCCAUGCAUCACAGCCUUCUCUGACUGUAGAUGGUUUUACAGAUCCAUCAAAUUCAGAACGAUUUUGUCUAGGUCUGCUUUCCAAUGUAAACAGAAAUGCUACAGUGGAAAUGACAAGGCGACACAUAGGAAGGGGAGUACGCCUCUAUUACAUUGGUGGAGAAGUUUUUGCUGAGUGCCUAAGUGAUAGCGCAAUUUUUGUUCAGAGCCCGAACUGUAAUCAGAGAUAUGGCUGGCAUCCUGCAACUGUGUGUAAAAUUCCACCAGGAUGCAAUCUAAAAAUCUUCAAUAAUCAAGAAUUUGCUGCUCUUCUGGCUCAAUCUGUGAAUCAGGGUUUUGAAGCAGUUUAUCAGCUUACUAGAAUGUGUACUAUAAGAAUGAGUUUUGUUAAAGGAUGGGGAGCUGAAUACAGGCGGCAAACAGUAACAAGCACUCCUUGCUGGAUUGAACUUCAUCUGAACGGACCUCUACAAUGGUUGGACAAAGUAUUGACUCAGAUGGGCUCCCCUUCAGUACGCUGUUCCAGCAUGUCAUAAAAUUCCUUUCUCCAUUAUCAGUGGGAUAAAUAGAGUCCAAUCAACAGACUUAAUAUAACAGCUCCUCUGUCAUAGUAUUUGUGUGUGGUCCCCAUGAACUGUUUACUAUCCAAAAAGUUUAAAAAAAAAAAAACAGCAAAACAGCACUUGAGGUCUCAUCAGUUAAAGCACCUUGGUGAUUCUGUUUCCUAUACUCUAAUACUAGAUGAAAACUUAGUGUAUAGAAAUGCCUUCUUCAGAAAGGAGGGACAAUUCUAAAGACUCUUAAUAGUGUUUUUAUUGGGUAUGUAAUUGAGUGUCCUAAUGGUUUAUCAAUAACAUGAAUAACGAAGUAUAUGUACAGGUAAUGUAUCAUGAUCUCAGAUAUCAGCAUUGUGCUGUUCUACAUUUUAGUUCCCAUAAAUAGAUGUUUGAUUUGUUUUUUGAUUGGGGCAAGUCUCUCAAAAUUCCAAGACUCUGCUCCUUUAUUAUUUUGUAUUUUUUAUACAAGCAGGUUUUUGAGUUGUCCUAAACAUAAAAAGCAGACUUUCCUUGUAGAAAAGCUUAACUUUUUGCUGCCUUCUUAAAGAAAGGAAAUCCCUCCAUUAGAAGGGGAAGAAAUGUCUGAGAUUUAUCUGUGAAAUCUUAAGACACUUGAUAUGUUUAAUGGGGCCUAAAAUAAAUUCAUACUAUAAAUUCCAAGUAUCCGUCACACUAGGAGUUUACUUUUCCCUACCUAUCGGAGUUGAUGCAUCUGUUGCCAGCAUUAUUGCUGGCACUGAUUUAUCUGGGACUCUUUUGUAUGUUGAAUCAUUGAAAUAUUUUUUUCUCAUGGAGUGAGAACUUACCAUAUUAUUGGAUACUGGAUUAAAAUAUACAAAGCUAUUGGCUUACCCCUUACAUCUGUAUGUUUUCAUUAAACAGAUGUCACUGAAAAAAAUCUUGGUUUUAGUUUUUAGAGCAAAUACCUUAAAAUCCUCUUCCAGGGUAAGCUAGACCCUUUCAUAUAGGUUUUAAAUAGAUGCAGCUUCUUAACAUAUUUCAGUAACACAACUUAAAUUUCUGAUCUGAGUGGCUUUGUAUUGCUUGCUUACAUACCAGAUCAUAUACAUCCAUUAUGUCAUAAUGGGCCUUGUUAAUAAAAGUAGUUGCUUCUGCAAAACCUCUAGGAUAAUGGUUGCUGAGGUAUGAGCAGCGAAGGAGGACUUCUAGGUUCUUCGUGACAGUGCAUGUUAUUGUGAACCCUUGGACACUACAGCUGCAUCAUAUAAAAAAUAUUCUGAAACAUAUUCUACAAAUAAGUCUGGGUUGGGGAAGGGUUGGGAAACUGCAUAGAAGGGUUAUUCUGACUUGAAAAAUAUACAUCUUACUAACAAUCUUGUGAUCUAGCUGUCUGUCAUUCUUUCAUUAUUGUGGCAGUAGCAGGAUUGCCUUUGUCUGUUUUUUUUCCCAUUGUUUCAUCCAUUACACUAGUACUGUACUUUGUAAGUACAGCUAGUGAUAACUUAGCUUUGAGAACAAAAAUGUGGCCAGUGUUACAGCUUUUAAUCAGUUGACUGAAUUGAUGAUAGCGAUGGAUAUUUUUAUGCCAUAAUGACUGGGGCAUAGAAGCAAUACCAAAAAUCAAGCCUUGAAAAAGUGGGCCAGACACCUUUUAAAAAUUGGCAAAGCAGUUACCAGUUUGUGAUAAUUUUACCAGUAGAUUAAUGUAUUGGUAGAACUUGUGAACCUAAGAAAUAAGCUUCAUGCGUGUUGCAUUUGCCUAAUAUGUGAAUACACUAAUAAAAGUUUUAAUUCUCA